Molecule: messenger RNA, 3350 nt
Organism: Notodromas monacha
Lineage: Eukaryota; Metazoa; Arthropoda; Ostracoda; Podocopida; Cyprididae
Source: the annotation of a GenBank genome assembly
AGGCCGAAAGCUGAGUAGACAUGACUUCGGAACAGGAUGCAGAGGUGAAAACUCAGGAAAUAAUGUUGGAGGCGUUGCGGAAGAACGGAGCUGUGGAUUUCCGUCUGCCCUGGAAAGACCUGAAGGGCAGGAACCCCAUGGACGACGUCAACGAGCAAAUCGACCAAUGGAACCCGCAAUUGAGUGGAACCGGGACACACGUUGACGAAGUCGAGCGAGAUGCCGAAUUUGAGCUCGUCAAACGAAGCAUGGAACCUUUGGAGGGCGUCGAAGGGAUCUACAAGCGAAUUACCAAGGCAGGAACUGGCGAGAAAGCAGCGACGAAUUGCCUCGUCACUGUCGACUACACCAUGUUCCAGGCCCAUUCUAAAGAACCGAUCGACUCUACUUACAACCAGGACUCUUCAUUCAUUUUCCGUCUGGGUACUAGAACUGCUGUCCACAUGAUGAAUGAGAUCAUGCUCACCAUGCGGCCCGGCGAACGCGCUUGGUUCUUUGUGGAGCCCUCGAUGGCCUUUGAAAGCGUGGAAACCAGCAAGAUCUUUAAACGGUUCGCCAUCGAGGGCUCCACAAAGAACCAAGCGCGUUCGCCGGGCCGCAUGGUGAGCAUGAUCUCAUUCAUCAUGUGGACAGCAGUUCUAGUACCCAGACGGAAAAUGAAUGAAGAGUCCUGGAGUAUUCGACGUGAUAAGCCGAUGGUGCUCGACGUGGAAUUAGUUGAAGUUAUGGACAAUGCGAUAGCGAGGAAGUUGUGGGAUUACAGCGACGCGGAGUUGCGCGAAGUGCCUCUGGACGAGGUGUUGAAAGGCGUGGAAGAACUGAAAGCUGUGGCCAAUGAUUUCGUCAACACUGAAGCUGUCAAGGCUGUCUACAGGUAUCGAUGCGCCAUCAAUUGGCUCCGCAUCCGGAUGGAAGAAAGCUCGUCGGACGAUGAAACCCGGAAGCAGGACAUGAUCUCUCUCCUCCAGACCAACUGCACCGUCGCCCUGCUCAAGCUCCGAGACCAGGAAUCCACGGCCUUGCAAUUUGCCCAGGACGCUGUCAAGUCGGCCAAGAAAGGCACCGGCGGUCGUUUGUCCAAGGCGUACUUCCAUCUGGCCCGAGCCCACGCUGCCUCGCAUGCCUGGCCCGAGGCCACGGCCGCCGUGGACUUGAGUCUGGGGCUUGGCAAGACGACGGCGGGGGUGUUGUUAAAGCGGGACAUUGUGGCGGCGUCGCGGAAGGAGCGGGACGCCAGUGCUCAGAUGUGCCGGAAGAUGGUGGCUGGGGCUGGAGGCGACGGUGCGGGGGUUUCGAUCCGGGAUUGUCCUCCGGAUGUGAUUAAUGUCAGCCCGGAAUUCAGGGAAUACGCGAGCACGAUCAUUGGCAGGUUCGUGACGAAUGAAAAGGAAUGGUUCCUGAGUCUCCCAGACGGACUGGACAUGGCUCAACGUGCCUACAUUGGCGAGCAGGUGCGAAAGGUGGAUCUCGAGACGGUCAAGGACAAGGACGGCAACAUCGUGAUGCCGAAUCCAAUGUGGCCGCUGCGACGGCAGGGCCCGCACAAAUGGCUGCGCUGGGGCGCCACUUUUGUGUGUCUGGCCCAGGCUCUCGUCAUUGCCAUCGUAGUUGUGAAAGCCUGUUUCGACACUGAAGGCGGCUGUCAUUGGUACUCAUUUCUGGACACUGCCAUUCACGGACACAAAUUUGCCAAAAUUUCGGCUCAACAGGCGAAGCAAGAGAUAGUUUUGCUGCCUGGGCCCAAGGUCAUCAGUGAGGAGGACGAGGAUUCCUGGAGACGGUUGAAUGGGCGGAAUGCGACUCUUUGUUCUGUGCAGCAUUCAUUUGACGACGCGAGUGUUUGCAGGCAAUGGAAAGAUUUCGAGUGUCAGUUGUGCUUGAUUUUCUCGAGAAUUAUUGAAGACGCGUGCACUUGUGCGAAGUUCAUGCGAGAGGCAUGCCAUCCCGAACAAUGCCGGGACGGAUGGACUGGUCCGUCGUGUUCAUUCCCCAGCCGUUUGUGGCCCACCACCGCCACAGCCGCUACUCAAAAGGACAUCCGCCUCUCCCCGAGACUCCGCAACAUCAUAUGCGCGUUUGCCGUGCGAACAGACGAAUUGGAAUUGGCGGAGCUUCAAGUCCGUUCCCUUGCCCCCUACGUGGAACUGUUCAUCAUCGCGUCAGCGUUCGUAACCGCCACUGCAGCUCACAACGCCGCCGUCAACAACAAGGACGCCCUGUUGGACCGCCUCCGCGCGGGUUGGAUGGCUGAUGUCCAGGACAAAAUCCUCUACGUGGCCUCUGACAAGUCGUUGAGCAAAACUGUCGCCGGUCGCAUCGGGGAUCUCCGAUCUGAUGACUGGGUCCUGUUUCUAGAGCCAGGAGUAGUUGUUUCGAGUGACACCGUGGCGGCACUGAAGAUGCACACGGGUCUCGGAGAUUGCGUAUCUGGUCAAUUCCGGAGAACCGCCUUCAAUUUGGGCUCUUCGGGUGACAGUGAAACGAUGGCAUUUGCUGUGACUUACGACGCGUUUUCCAAGCGCUUGAAUUAUUCUUUCCCGGGACCGUUUUUGAACGCGACUCGGAUGACGUCGUCGUCGUCUUCUUCUGCUGUAGUGGUGGUUCCAUCAGGAGUGGUGCUGGGUGACUUGGUGGGCUGGAGGUGUUCGUGGUGCCUCGGGAAGGACGCCAUGGUGAAUCGUGUGAGACUGCUGACCGAGUUGGCGGUGAAUGGGGAUCAGGGAGCAGCGAAGCAGCUGAGAGACAUGGUGGAGGCGAGGGAGACUGUGAUGAAGUCUAUGGCGGUUUCUGGUGGUGGACCGAAAAGUGGCGGCUUUGUGCCGGACUACGCCUACAAGUAUCCGAGCAAGUAUGGAUUCCUCGUGGGCUUUGGGGCGCCUGAAUUGUGGCCAAAGCCGGUGCCUGUUAAGAGUUGGGCUGCGCCGACGAAUCAUCUUUUGCCCCAGACGACGAAGGUUUCUCAUCUGUUGACAAGAUCCGCACACUCGCCCAAAAUGUCGCCGAGGGCAUUCCGCCGCCCCGUGCGACCAGACACGAGGAAGUCCUCGGGCACCGCCGCAGCCGGUGACGCCACCGCGCCGCCCUCAGCCGAUGGACCGCCUUCCGCUCCGCCGCCGCCGCUACCGCCUGCCGAUGAGCCGCUCAUGCUGCGUGCUCAUCCUCUCCGACGGCGCUGGCACCAAUACGGAUGCCCCUCACCUUGCUCAGCCCCCAAAGCGACAGCAAAGCGUAAGUUGCAACGCAGACAAAACGCCAAAGAGCAGAAAGGCAAUAGCACGCAGCAGUCACAGUUGUCAGAGCUCCUGUUACAGCCAUCAAACAUCAACCCAAUCCCACCCACAAAAAAAAGG